Messenger RNA from Physcomitrium patens, 1557 nucleotides. RefSeq lists its product as uncharacterized. The record is from RefSeq and is a predicted model, not a curated record. NCBI's taxonomy places the organism in Eukaryota, Viridiplantae, Streptophyta, Bryopsida, Funariales, Funariaceae.
ACGUCGGAAGCAAGACAAAAUCUUAACUUAGGGUUUGGAGUGCUACGCGUCUCUGAUUUCCGCGAUCGGGCCGCAAUUGAGAUUCAGAUUUCGUGCUGCUCGAUCGGAUGAGAGCUUCUCGUUUGCAACAACCUGCACGUAACGGAUGAUCGGGACGAAGGGACCCUUUGCUUUUCUUUGGAUUGGUUAGAUUUAUUUUGGGUUGGCAGGAUAUCUGAGCGUGGCAGGAGAUUGUGCGUUGGAGGAGAUUGAAGUGUGCCGUUUCCUGUGAUGUGAUAUACUUUCUGGAGCCGAAUGUAAAACAGGGCGCUGCUGCAGAUGAACUUGAUCGCCUUUGUAAAAACUGUGGAUCAGGUGCUUGCUUUUAUGGAAACGGCAUGGCGUCGGUAUGCCCGGAUGAUGGGGACGAGAUCGCUCAACGUGGCCUACAUUCUAGUGUUUGUAGUGCUCUGCUCAUGGCUGCUGUUGGCGAGUUUGAUUCAAACUCCACGCAUUCGUGUACAGCAAUGCAGGCUCCUGCAGUCCUUGAAUGACAAAAGAACAUCCAGCUAUUCUAAUGAUGAGCGGCUGAAGUUGUACGAGAACAUGACUGGGGAGCUUGACAAACAGGGGCCUUUAUUUCUUGGGGACGGGAAGACCUCACAAUCUUUGAAGUUGUCAGAUUUAUUUUCUGUAAUCAAUGGGAAAAUUGUCCCUGUACACAAAGUUGCAAAUCCACCAGUGCGAGCAGUAGUCUUGUACCUUGAUCCUGAUGCAGCUCAUGAAAUAAAGCAGACAAUAGAGAGUAUUUUAUCUCGUCAUUUUCCCAAAACAGGAUUAUGGUUUCAAGAUCCAGAUCUUUACCAUUUUAGCAUGCAUCAUGCGUCGCACCAUCAAAACCCAGUGCCUGCCACUCUAGAGGAGAUAAAUUCUGAGGCUGCAGCUGUGAGGCAAGUAGCUGAAAAAUCUCUAAUUCUGGAGAUAGAGCUGGAAAGAGUGGUACUUACUCCUUCUGGGGUACUCGUAGGAUGCUGGCAGGUAUCAAAGGGCACAGAUCCGGCAGUUAUAAGAGAAGAGUUGAGAAAUGCACUACCUCGAUCGCCAGCAAAGCAGUUGUAUAAUCCAGUUAUUUUUUAUACUUCUUUUGCAAGAAUUUUGAGUGCACCGCUCACAGCUCGCAAGGAUUAUUCUGCAGAUGCGGUUCUGGAGAUUUUGAAAGGGCUUGUUUCUCAGUUGAAUCAAAACCUGUGCUCCAAGGCUGCAGUUAAGGAGCUCUGGUAUGUUGAAGAACUUGAUUUACUAGCCUUGGCCCUGAAAGGUAGAACUCGGAUCAGGCGCUUUCAGCUUCAGUCUGAUCCCAAAGGCUGAAAUAUUUUGUCAGCACAUUACGGCCUGGGUCAUGAAAAGUAUUUAAACCUGUUUUGGUGUGCCUAUUUUAUUCAAUGUCAAUAUACUACUAAAAAAAACAUUAGUAAGUCAAAGUUGCACCCACAUUGUUGCAUAAAGAACCAUCCUACUUUGGUAUGACGUGCUGAUCCAUUAAUCUAAAUUCUUCCUAUGAUAGAAACUUCUUUGGUA